UAUGAUCUGAUAAAGUGUGUUAUUUAUUAUUUUAUGUUGUUGUGAUUACAAUAAUUCAAAAAAAAAAAAAAAUAUUAUGAAGCAAAAGCAUUAAGUUUAAUAGAAUAUGGCGGCAAAAUGAGAUGAAAAAAGGAAUAGUGUUUUAACUGUCAAAUAAGACAGCAACAACAACUACAACAACAAAGCAAACUACACCAACCAACAAAAAAUCAGUUUUAAAAAAAUCUUUAAAUUCAACCAAACAGACAAAAAAAUAUCUACAAACAUGUUGUCAUUGACAUUGUUGAGAAACACCUGCUCAUCAUCAUUAUCAUCAUCGUCGUCUUCGCGAUCAGUAUUACCAACAGCAGCAUCAACAGCAUCAUCAUCAUUUUGCUGCUCUUCAUCAUCAUGUUCUUUUUUUAAAUCUGUGAUUUUUAUACUUGUUAUAUUAACAAGUGCCCGCGGUCUGCAGUCCUCAAUAUUGGGUGUUUAUUUUGAACGUUCACCCGAAUCGGCUGUUGCUCCCAAGGGUGAUGAGGUAGUAUUUGAAUGUGAGGUCAACUUGGCUCCCGAUCGUUUAGAGUGGAAAUUUCGUCAUUCUAGUAAUCGUUCUGGGGAUGGAAGUAAAUAUAAAUAUCUAUCACAGGAGAACGGCUACAAUAUCACAAAAGAAGAUCGUGUCUCCAUGCUACGUAUAUUUGUACAACCUGAAUCUCUAGGUGAUUAUCAGUGUGUGGCUUGGUAUGGUUCGGCGGCCAUAGCAUCGUUAUCGGCUCGUCUUACUCUAGUCUCCAUAUCUAUAGACAAUUCCAAUGGUUAUUCUCGUAAUUCCAAAAUAUAUAAUGUGGCUCCCAAGAAUUGUGUGUUACUACGAUGUGGUACGGUGACCUCCAAUCCCCCAGCCAUAUGGAGUUUUUAUCGUAAUGGCGAGAAGUUACCACAAACCGAAAUCAUACCCACCAAUGGCGCUUUAAUAUUGAAUACAGUAACAGCUAAGGAUUCGGGCAAUUAUACUUGCUCCGCCAUGAAUCCUAUAACAGGUCAGGAGGUAAAGUUGCCGCAACGUAUUGACCUGAGGGUGGACUAUACAGAUCGUAAUCCUCCUUAUUUUCUAAUACCACCCGUCACUCAAGUUACAGCUAGGCCGGGAGAUUCGGUGGUUUUAGAAUGUCCGGGUGUCGGUUCUCCUCCGCCCGCUGCUGUUUGGAGUUCUCCCGAUAUUAUUAAUAUCAGCAAUAACAAUCGCACACGCCUAUUGCCCUAUGGUUUACAAAUUACCGAUGUUAUGCCUGAAGAUCAAGGUUCCUAUGUUUGUCGUUUGGACAAUGGUAUAGCUCCGGCAUUGGUGCAUAUCAUCAAGUUUACCGUUUUAGAGAAACCCACCAUUCUAAGAGGUCCUGCCAGUACGGUAACGAAUGAAAGUUAUACAUUAGAAUUGGAGUGCUCGGCCACUGGUAAUCCUUAUCCUGAUAUCUAUUGGCUUAUAAAUGGCAUAGAUACUUCUAUGGAUGAGGAAAUGUUGCAUGAUGGUCGUCGUUUGGUUAUACAACAUGUUCAGAAAAGACAUGCUGGCAUAGUGCAAUGUUUUGCCAAGAAUGAAGUGGGAGAGACCAGCGAAGCUAAUCCUUUAAAAGUUAAUCCCAAACAGAUUCACGGUUCUUCACCACCUUUGGGCAAUGUCCCCACUAAAGUCUAUGAACAUGUAGGCAAUCACAAGACUAAGGGAAAGACAAAGAAACAACCUAAAGCUACCAUGAUUCCACCCUCUCGCCCUAAUGUUACCCGCCUAUCCGAUGAUUCCGUUAUGUUGCGCUGGUAUGUGCCCAAAAACGAUGGUCUACCCAUACAAUUCUUUAAAGUACAAUAUCGCAUGUUGGGCGAUGCAGCACGCACAAUACCCCGUGAAAACUGGCAAACAACGAAUGAGGAUAUACGCUACAAUAAAAUGGAUCGUAAUAAUGAGGGCUUUAAGAAUUUCACAUCAUCGGUGACGGGUUUAAAACCUGAUCGUUUCUAUCGUUUUCGUAUUAUAGCCGUUUAUUCGAAUAACGAUAAUAAAGAGGGUAAUACUUCUUCCAAGUUUUUCCUUAGACGUGGAGAAGAUUUAGAUUUAUCUAAUCUACCCGUACCCGAAUUACAACGUAUAGAACCAUUAUCGGAAUCGGCGGUAAUGUUGCAAUGGUCAUUAGCUCAUACAUCGGCGGCCACUGAAGUAGAUGGUUUCUAUGCUUACUAUAGGCCAGCCUCAUCGGCUGGUGAGUAUAUGAAAGCCACUGUAGAUGGCAUGCAGACAAGAAAAUUUAAAAUAGACAUGUUAGAGGCUGGCACAACCUAUGAAUUCAAAUUGCAAUCCUUUAAUGAAAUGGCUGCUUCCGAAUUCAGUUCCAUAGUACAAGGCAGCACUAAGAAAUCUCUUACCACCCCCACGCCCAGCUUACCCGAAAAAGAACCUGCUUCUAAACCCAAUGAAGAGGAUAAUUCUUUGUACCCUGUAGUUGCCGGAGCAGCUGGUGGUGGCCUUUUAUUACUAAUAGUCAGCUUAAGUGUUUGCAUGUGCAUAAAAAGACGUAAAAAUUCUCAAGCUGAAGAAGAAAAUAAACCUCAAUUGGAUCAUAUACAAGCUGAUUUUGUAUCACCACAGGUUUUGGGUGUUAACAAUCAUCACAAAGCAAAUAAUCAUCGUUUGAAUGGUGUUUUGCCGCGAAUGAAUAUUACACCAAAUCCACUGGCUCAGGAGGCUGAUAAGAAUCGUAAUGUCAUGGAAUUACGUUUCAUGACCACCACCAAUAACACCACCACCAGCAGUUCGAACAACAGUUGUCACAAUAGUACAGAGAAGCUUAAUGCUGAACAACAUGAUUUAGCUCUGCAACAUCUACAAACGCCACCACAACGUUCCACCUCAUCUUGUGAGACUUUAGAAGCUUCCGAGGGUGUUACUCUAGCCAAUGGUUUGGAUCCUAAUUCGCCUCUAUCGAAACCUUUGCCUCCCCUACCCAGUAAGAAUACAACAAAGUUAGCAAAUCAUACAACCUCAACGAAAAUGCAACAACAACAAUCGAAUAAUGCUUCCUGUUCUUCAUCGAACUCAUCAACCUUGCAUAAAUUAGCUAACUCUAAUAAUUUGAAUAAUUCACAGGCCCAUAUAGGAUCGGGUAUACAUCAUGCUCAACCCUAUUAUCAAACACCUCCUACCCCCACCUUAAUGGCUAAAAGAGACUAUCAGCAACCACCGCCUGUGCCACCACAUCAAAAUAAUAAUCACACUUCUAUGUCGGCUAUGAAUCAUCAUCAUCAUCCAUCUUUACCACCAACUGGACAUCAAACCGCUCCCCUAACGCCCUGUUUAGAUCAACAAAGACGUACAUUAGAUCGCAAUGUACGUAAUAAUUUACCCUACAAUCAAAAUAACUCGAAUAUUCCGAAUAAUCAUGAUUCGUCCGCCAUGAAUUUGGAAGGUCUUACUACACGCAUACCUUCUUUGAGAAGGACAAGACGUACAUCCGGCAGUAGUUCAAAUAAUGGUGUCAACUCCAUGUCCAGUAAUCCCAACGGUGGUCUGGGUAUACCUAUUGCCGUGGCCGCCGGUAGUCCAAGAGUUCAACGUUCUCCUAUGCCCGCCAGAGCGGCCAUGAUGAAACAACGCUCACGUUUGGGCAGUCACAAUGAUAACAUCUCUUCGGGCAGUCUCAACAGUAUUGAAGUGUGAUGUUAAACAGUGUUAGCCGGAUAGUAAGUUAGUGCUAAAGAGAGCAGAAGUUAUGUAAGUUAGAGAAUUUUUUGUUUUCUUUUAUUUUUUUCUUUCUUAGUAAUGAAUACAGACUAUUAAGUUUUAGUUUACUUUAAAUUUAAAUGUAAAUAAUUUAGCUUAAGAAUUAGAACUAUUAGUUUGUUUUAUAUACUUACUAACAGGGCACAAAAAUGAGAGAAAGUUUUUUAUAGAUAAAGAGAGCUCAAAUGAAUUUAAAAAUAAGAGAAUGUUAAAAACUAAGACUGUAGACUACAAACUAGACUAUAGUCUAGUCUACA
Lucilia cuprina (Australian sheep blowfly) is the source of this 4011-nucleotide messenger RNA. RefSeq names its product interference hedgehog (gene boi). The record is from RefSeq and is a predicted model, not a curated record. Gene Ontology annotation, cellular component: axon; plasma membrane. Gene Ontology annotation, biological process: axon guidance; cell-cell adhesion. Gene Ontology annotation, molecular function: protein binding. Bases 266 to 3691 code for a protein of 1141 amino acids. The transcript has 8 exons. NCBI's taxonomy places the organism in Eukaryota, Metazoa, Arthropoda, Insecta, Diptera, Calliphoridae.